Messenger RNA from Mya arenaria, 7326 nucleotides. RefSeq names its product phosphatidylinositol phosphatase PTPRQ-like. Bases 133 to 4149 code for a protein of 1338 amino acids. The record is from RefSeq and is a predicted model, not a curated record. Gene Ontology annotation, biological process: protein dephosphorylation. The transcript is spliced from 28 exons. Lineage: Eukaryota; Metazoa; Mollusca; Bivalvia; Myida; Myidae. Gene Ontology annotation, molecular function: protein binding; protein tyrosine phosphatase activity.
UUCAUAGUGUGUGCGCACUAAACAGAGUGGCGUGGUCACGUGACUGUGAAACCGAAAGGAGGAAGUGUUAGUCGGAGCGAUAGAAGUUAAUGAACUGGAUGACACGGAUAAGGGGGCUCCUUCAGUUUUGUAAUGAUGAAUGUCUUCAAACGACCCAAAUGGCCGUUUUCCAAGGUGUUAGUGCACCUAGCAGUUCUUAUAAUUAAUGUACGGGUGUUAGAGGCUACAACAACAAAGAGCACGGUGUCAACUAAGGUUUCGACAAAUGAUACAACCACACCAAUGGCAGCUACACCAUCAACAACAGCACCGCCCACACAAGCGCCAACACAGACACCCGCAUCUUCAACAGCAACACUAACAACGAUAACACAAGCGCCUUCAAACCAAACUGCAACUUCACCAACAACUACAUCAACUACGCAAUCUGACACAACUAACGGUACCCAAAAGCCAGAACCGGCAAUAACAAUUGGGAGCAACUGCAGUGGGCAUGGUAAUGAGAGUUCGGAUAAUGAAUGGUGUGGUAAUGGUGUUGAUGGACAGGUGGUGUGCUUCGAGGGAAUUUGCACGUGCAGCACGGGACACUUUCCGAUCAACAGCACAGCUUGUCUAAAUGAGACGGUGUUGAACACAACGGAAAUAAGCAUAAUUAGCACAGAUGUAACCUCAUUCACACUGUCAUGGGAGAAUCCAGCCAUACAAGAAUCUCAAGUAAACGUCACAGUUGUUGCAAAUAAUGCCGAUUGUGAUGUAGGACAGGCUAAAAAUGCAACCUGCGCUGGUCUCGAACCUGGAUGUAACUAUACCGUCAAAGUGAAGGUCCAAAGUGGAACAUUUGAGGGCUUUGUGCUUACCUCUGCCUCUUUAGUUCCUGAAAGCCCUGGACAAUUAAACACAACUCUUUGUGGAGUUUUUGAGGCACCAAAUGUGACUCUUUGUUGGGACCCAAGUGAAGGGUGUGUGGAUUAUUACUCUGUCAACGUUAAACAGUCAGGUGGUGAGGUAGUCUUUUCGACCCAAACAUCUGACGGUGCGAAUUUCACAACAGUAACCAAUUUGACAGCCGGGACAGAAUACAAUAUAACAAUAUUUGCAUACAGUUUGAACAAAUCUAGCGCUUCAACAUUGGACACAUUUACAACGCAAUCAAGUGAACCAAGUGAGCCACUUAACCUUACAGUUGAAGUUCUAGGUGAAAAGGAAGUAAAGUUAAAUUGGGAAUCUCCUGAACACCCAAAUGGGAUGAUCUCUGCCUACACGGUGUGCUAUGUUUACAAGCACUAUAGGGACCAGUCAUACUUCGGAACAAACUGCACUAACAAAACAGGCCCGGAAAUCGCAUUGAUUGGAAACGUUGAAACCAACUUGUCACUUCCGUUUGCAGGAGCAUUUUAUAACUUCUCUGUUGCUGCUGUUAACCAGAUGUUCACGGGAAGAUCUAGUUCUGCUGUCGCAAGAAGUAAUGAAUCAACACCCGGGAAUAUCACUGUACUGAAUACACAGGCAACCAACACAACCAUUACCUUGAUCUGGUCACGUCCACCUGUCCCGAAUGGAAAUAUCAUAAAGUACCAGGUUCAGUGGUAUACAGGGAACAAGAUGUGCUCAGUCGUCAUCAAAGCAGAUUCGAACGGAAGUGUGGACAAUGGUGACAACUGUGGUUCGGAUCUGCCUGAGCGAAUUGUUGUCAACCAAAAGGACAUGAAUUAUACUAUAUCCGGGCUUGACCAUUAUAAAAACUAUAGCAUGUGGGUGACGCCGUUUACAGCUGCAGGAUCCGGGCAAAUCAGUAAUACCACGCAACAAACGACUGAAACAAGACCGGGUCCUGUGGGCAUUGUAACAAUACGCGAUAUUGGGCCCACCGCGAUUAACGUGACAUGGACGAUUCCUGAAAUUAACCCAGGUCCGACCAACUACACAGCGGUCGCUAACAGCACGAUACCAGGACAGGAACAUAUUGCUCGGUGUGAAGUUGAAGAGAAAGAUAUCAAUUACACGAGCACUGGAUGUGAGAUAAGAAACCUCCGCGAAUUUUGGAAGUACAAGGUGGAGGUCAUUGCAAAAACCAAGGGAGGGAUCAGUGAACCAAAACUUUCUGAGGCUUUCUAUACACAAGAAUCAACCCCAGGAACACCGUUGUCAUUACAAGUUUUUAAUUAUACACCACCCGCAUGUGACGCCACAAAAGUCAAGGUUACCUGGACCGAACCCAACCUCCUGGACAGGCAUGCCAAUAUCACACAGUAUAUUGUACAAACGGUCCAUCAUAAUGACAGGGUGUUCACGUAUCCCGUUGUUAACCCUCAACCAUUUGCUCGAAAUAACAGCCAGUUUUCAUGGGAACAGGAUAAUCUCGAGGCUGAAAGGACAUAUCAGUGGCAGCUGUUUGCAGUUGGAAGAAACGGGAAGGGAUUCCCUGCAAAUUACACAUUUUCGACGGGAAUAUGCGCUCCCCCCAAAAUGGACUCCGUUCUUGAGAAAUUAGAGAUCACCUCGUCAUCGGUGAUUUUUAAUCUUGAUCCUUAUUUCUUCACGAACGAAAAACAAGGGAAGAUAAUGGCAUAUGGCAUGGUAGGAGGAAACGGACGAGAUGAAGUCAGAACAGUAAAUGGAGACACUGUUUUGAGUUUGGGAAGCUGGAGCAAGUUUACAUCGAAUAAUCAUCAGGGUGUUUAUAGAUUCAAUUUCAACCUGACGCCUAAUGUGAACGGUAAACUUCGGCUAGAAGUUGGACAAAAUAGAACCUGCACAAAAGAGGAUUUUAAAGAGUUCUGCAAUGGACCGCUUCCUAGUGGAUUAGAAUUAUGGGUUAAGGCUUAUGCCUGCACUGCGAUCAAUUUAUGCACUGUGUCUGAGCACUAUGGACCUUUUACAAUCCAACAACCAUACCAAGAUACGAAGGAUAGUGGUGUGGAUGGGGCCUUGAUUGCAUUGCCCAUUCUUAUUGCCAUCCUUAUCCUCAUCAGUAUGUUUCUGUUUCUUUGGUGGCGAGGAGCAAUUGACCCACUUCAGUGGAAGAAUCAACUGAUUGGAGGGGGCAAGAAAGAUGUACUAAUAACCCUUCCAGAGAUUGCAGAUCUCGACAGAUCCAUUCCAAUAGCAACAUACAGUGAGGCCCUGGCUGAUCUUCACAGGGACACAAAUCUCAUCCUGUCAGAUCAGUACGAGGAGAUUAAGCGACGAGCGGGUCAAAUAGAAGUGAGGUCAGGCUUCGAGGCUGCCAACCUUGAACCAAACAAGCCCAAAAACAGAUGGGUCAACAUUCUACCCUUCGACCAUAGCCGGGUCAAUCUUCAACAGUUGGAUGACGAUGACCCAGAAUCAGACUAUAUUAAUGCUAACUAUAUGCCUGGCUUUCACCAUCAACGGGAGUUCAUAGCAACCCAAGGUCCGUUGCCCGGAACAAUCGACGACUUCUGGCGAAUGGUGUGGGAACAGAACGUCAUGGUGAUCGUAAUGUUAACACAAUGCAAGGAGGGAAAUAGAGUAAAAUGUGAGAUGUACUGGCCGGACACUGUCCAAGAGGCAAAGCAAUACGGAGAUGUUGUGGUCAACCCGACCUCGAUAACCAACAUGAACAAGUUCAAUAUCAACAUCUUCGACAUCUCUCACGCCAGUGAUCUAACGAAGACUAGGAAAGUUCUGCAAUUCCACUACCUGGACUUUAUGGAUUUCACGGCUGCCGUGGAAGUUGAACAUUUCAUUGAAUUUGUGCGCACAGUUCGAGGUCACGUGCCCCACGAUAUGACCAGUCCUAUGGUUAUCCAUUGCAGUGCUGGCGUAGGCAGGACGGGCUCUUACAUCGCCAUAGAUCACUUGCAAGAGUAUCUGAACUCUCCCAAGUUCAGUUCCGAUGACCACAUCAACAUUUUUGACAUGGUCAUGGAAAUGAGGGAACAGAGAGUCAACAUGGUCCAGACAGAAGCUCAGUACAUCCUGAUCCACGACUGUUUUGAGAGGAUGUUGGAGGACAAGAAGAAAUCCCUGAAAACCACAGAGUCGAUGGAGGAGCUGUACGCUAACCAGGCAUACGAUAAGAAAGCAGGAGCAAGUAAACAAACUCUUUACAAGCAUGGAAAUGAAUUAAGAUAUCCGAAAUACAAAUGCGAUUUUGCUUUCGUGAUGCUAGGCGGCCCAAUAUAAUUAUGUAUAAUAUGUUCUAUAAAUGACAGAAAGUACACUACUCGUACAGGUAUGGCAGUUGGUCUUUUAGUUCUGUAAAUGAAAUAGGGAGUGAACUGAUAGUUUUCCAUCUUGCAAGGUUCUCCAAACACCUUUUCAUAUGAUAACAAAUAUUGGGCCACCGGGCGACACAAUUUCACAUUAAUGUGCAUCGGAUAUCUUUACCUGCUUGGAAAUGAAUCAAACAUCUUGAAUGAAUUGAAGCCUUGGACAGUUUUGUUAGACUGAACGACAUGUAUGCAUUGUUAAAGUCUACACACUUUGUUUCCUUCUGAAUAUUUAUUUGCAACAACUUGAUUUUGAAAUUGCAUAGUCUAACAAUUCUCUUCAACUUGUUCCAAUUAAAAUUGUAAUAGCUUCUAGAAUGUGUUCUCGUCUGUAUAAUAUGUAUCAUCUAUUCUACUCUGAGUCUUGAUGCAUUUAUUUGAAUGCUCGUUUACCUUUCAAAUCGUGGGUUUCCUGUUGUGAUUUUAUUCACAAUUACAACCGUCUGUUGUUCGAGUAUUGCUCAUAUAGAGGUCAUCUUAUCGAUCGUGUCGUACGACCGAUUUUCCCAUCCUUUAUUAUUGGUUGUUAUACUAUAUAUUUCGACUGCAAUAUACUAUAAGCUUAUUCCGAUCUACAUUUUUUUAAUUCUUUUUAAAACACUCGUUUAGUAUUCAACUUAAAGUCUUGAUCUUACGAUAGUGUGUAUGAAAUACCCUUCCAUUUGCGUUGCUUAUGAAAUGUUAUUGCCUUAUUUUGUUGGGCUGGGUAUUCUUUGCUCGGAACAUAAUUUUAUCAGAAAACCUGUAUACAACCAACAUCAUUUAUUAUUUCUGGUAUAAUACUUUUAAAGCUUUAUAUGGAAAAUACCUUAUGACAGACCAGCCUAUGGCUGAAAUGAUUUUGUUUACGAGAAUGAUGAAAGCCCGUUACCAGUAUGAAUGACUGUUGUAGAAUGAGAAUUUUUGUAAUUAUUGCAUAUAUGUGUUGUGAUAGUUUGUUUUAAUAUUGUAAAUUUCAAGUACAUAAACUAUAUUUUACCAUAGUUUAUUACCACAUUGUAAACACCAUACUGCAAAUGUGCUACCUUUAUGUGUUACCUUCGUAAAAUAAUGUUUGUAUUACAGUAAUAAUGAGUAUUAUAAUUUACAAUUUAUAAAACGUCCAGCGGUUUUAAUUAAUAAAUUACGAGAACUAGUAAUUUGAUUGAUCAGUCACGAGGCGAAAAUGAAAUCCAUAUUCAUUAUACCCAUAUAGUUGUUAUUUUAACACCACAUUUGGUCUUAUUGAGAGGUUAUUAUAUGGUCACGUGGUGUCAUUGAGUGAUACUAUACCCGGGGAAUUAUUGGCCAGCGGGAGAUCAUUCAAAGGUAUCGCGUACCCAUAUAUUAAUCUGUAAUUUAUUUUAACGUAUUUUCAGAUCCCUUUCCAGACGUCGAGUAUGAGAACGUGAAUUAUGAGAAUAAACAGAGAACAGAGCUCUGAGUGGCAUUUGUCGGAUAUUCUGAGUAAAAGAAACAAUACAAUAAACAAAGAACAGAGUUGUUUGUGUCAGUUGUCGGAAUUCCGAGCAGAAGCAACAAUACAUAAACAAAGAACAGAGCUCUGAGUGACAUCUGUCGGAAUUCUGAGUAGAAGCAAAAUUAUAAUAAACAAAGUACUGAGUUCUGAGUGGCAUUUGUCGGAAAAGUAGUGUUCAUUGAUGCAUAUGUUGUAAAUAUUCCAUAAUAAUAUUUCAAUACAAACCAAUAGCAUAUAUAUUAUGUAGUGCAUUAACUCAUUUUGUCAUUAUUAAUUACCGAUUAUGAAAUCAGUGUUCUUUGAAAAAGGUGUUUAUGAAUUUAUGAACUCACACUUAUUUAAUCGUUUGUCGGUCAAUAGCAAAACAAAAUUGCCCUAGAUUGGAGAAUGACCAGUAAACUAUUGCAUAGAGAGGCACUGGGGUACUGAUUACUGACGACAAGCCUCUUAAUAAGUGUUUUAUUAGAUAAAAUAUUUAUUAUAUUUUUGCAAUAAUUUAUAUAAAACACACAACAUGAACGUGCAUUAAAAGCAAUAAGAAGUGUAACGAACGGAGGAAAAAAAUGUAUUAUAAUAUUCACGAGUACAUCCCCAUGUUGCUAAGUAAAAUGUGAACAGAUUUCUAUUCCGUUAUUUGAAGUACACAACGCAUAAGUUUGAGAAAUAGUUCCAAUAUAAACAUGCUUUUUUAAUUUAAAGGGACUGUACACCAGAUUUGCAACAUUUUUUUUUUCUGUAACGAAUCUCAGGACAAUUAUUUAAUAGAAUGUGUAACGCUUUGAUAGCAUAAUUGUAAAAAAGUACCAACAUGUGAAAAAAAUGUGUCGGAGACCGGAUUCGAACCUGUGUCCAGUGUUGUAUCCACUGUGCUACGAAGGCUUUCUCCAUUCGAGUCGUAUAUUUAAGCUAUAUACCUAACUUGGUAAUAUCACGUGUUAACACCAACUAGCCAAUCACGCAUAAGAAAGACUAUUAGGAGACAUACCCAGUAAUCUUUUCUAAUGGAAAAAUACGAAAUAACUGCUAAAAUGAAAUAAAUUGUAAACUAUGUGGUACUUCAGUUAGUAAGUUUCAAUGCAUUGUACACAUCGAUGCCAAGUUUAUGUUAGUUUUCGACGCUUUUCUUUUUUUCUUUUUUUUUCUUGCAAAUUGAUCAUCUGGUGCACAGUUGCUUUAAUAAAAGGUGAUAAGUAUGGCUAAUUAUGUAAUUCAUGAUCUUGAUCUUUAUGUCAUUGAAAAUUAGAACAUAAUAACUUUAUUUAGAAAUGAAACUAAAAUAAUUAAACAAACCAAAAGAAACGUUUUUACUCUAAGAAAACCCAAACGAACUUGAGACUAUUUAUGAAAGGUCAAAUAGCAUUAAUUAUUUAAUGAUGAUUUAUGUAGAAACUCAUGUUAUAAUGAUAAUUUAUAAAGUUGUUAUUGAUUUGAUCAAGUAAUAAAUGAUAUUUUCACUUUCAAUUUUAUUUUGUUUGAAUUGUAAAUCCUUACAACUGUUCAUGUAAUAAUUAAACGCGUUUUCUUUUGUAUAAAGACGCAAACGUUAGCAUAGAGCAAUUGAAGCAAAUGCGUUUUUAUGCUGUUUACGCAUGUUAUUUAAAUCACUGAAAAUAAACGUCAUGGUUUACUUUA